GUCUAUGCAGAAUCAAACACAAAUUUAGAACACAGAUUGGAGAUGCUGUUGUAAUCCAAGAAUAACAGGUGUGGUGGAGAAGAACAGAACAUAAGGAAAAGGAAAUAAGACUUAUUAGUUUAAGUCAAAAUAGAAAAAUUGAUUUGAUGGUGGGAGAGUAUAUUAAUGCAAAGACAGGGAGGACACACUUCAAGUGAGACUAGAUUAACUCAGCUGUCACUUAUAUGUGAUAUGAUAUCCUUCCUACAAAACCAUUACCUUCUCCUCUUUCUCUCUUUGGCCAGCCAGCAUAUUUGAGUUUGCUUGCAGCUGUCACAUUUCUCUCUCUCUCUCUCUCUCUCUCUCUCUGCUUUUUCAUAAUUUUUUUUUUUUUAGUUUUUUAAUUAACUAACACCUGUUUCAAACAACCAUACCACAUCAUCAUCAUAUUCAUAAACCAUACCCACCUCUCUCUUUUCUCUUAAAAUUCAGGGAUUCUCUCCUACUAGAAAAAAAGGAAGAAAGAGGUGUAGUUGAACUUGAAUGGUGGGGUUGAGCAAAAAUCAUAAACCAAAAGAAGAAGAAAAUCUACAAGAAUGAGAAUGCCAAGAAGAGUACACUACUUUGACGCAUGCAUAAACUAGAAGGAUAUCAACAACAACAACAUAGCAGCAAUUUUGUUCUUGUUAAUUUGAUUUGAUGCAAUGGCUUAUCCAUAUUAUCGAUCACAGUUCGGAGACACAACAUUCACCAAGGUUUUUGUUGGAGGAUUAGCUUGGGAAACACCAACUGAUGAAAUGAGGACAUAUUUUGAACAGUUUGGUGACAUUCUUGAAGCUGUCAUCAUCACUGAUAAGAACACCGGAAAAUCUAAAGGAUAUGGAUUUGUAACAUUUCGUGAUUCAGAAUCAGCUAGAAGAGCUUGUACUGAUCCAAACCCAGUAAUAGAUGGAAGAAGAGCAAAUUGUAACAUUGCUUCUCUAGGACGUCCUAGACCAUCACCUCCAAGAGGGAGGGGUACAUAUCAUCAAGGUGGAGGAGGGAUGGGGACUGGAGCACCGGGAGGGGCAGCGUACGGUGGUGUUCCGGCAGGAGGGCCACCACAAUUGGCAGGAGGAGCUGGAACUCCAGUAAUGUACCAACCAUAUGGCUACCCCACCUACACUCCUGAAUAUGGGUACCAUCAAGCUACAAUGUAUAACACUCAGAUGCAGCAAGCACAAUACUAUCAACAACUCUAUGGACCAUCAUCUUCAACAAUGGCUUCACCAUAUUACUAUGGAUAUUCUGUGCAACCAAGAGGAGGGGGUACAUUUUCUACACCUCAACCACAUCGUAUGCCAGCUGGCCCAUCCUAUCUAUACUACCCUCCUACACCAAUAGAAGGAGGUUCCUUUUCUGCUGCAGCAUAUCGUCCUAUUCAACAACAACCUUUAAUAAGGCACCCUUCUCCUUCCCCUUCUCCUAAUGAUUCACAGACUCAGCAACAUACCUCAUCAGAGACAGCAUCUGGAGUAGUUAUAACUUCGGAAAGUUCAAAUACUCAACGGAAGAACAACAACUAAUAAAUACUAUAUACCCCCUUAGUUUCAACUGUAUAAUAAUCUUCAAAUUCAAUUUCAUCACAUUAAUAUUCUUCUUCAUCUUUUUCCACAUUAUCUUCAAAUUUUUUUGUUGGCCCACAUGCCGUUUUAAGCAAUAGUGGUUCUCAUCAGAUGAUUUAUGUUCUUCACGGUUAUGGCAUUCCAAAUUUGGACUGAUUAAUCAACUUCAUGGAGAUUGUUAUCUUCAUUA
This is a messenger RNA of Trifolium pratense (red clover), 1773 nucleotides long. Its product is annotated as RNA-binding protein 38-like. Gene Ontology annotation, molecular function: RNA binding. The transcript has 6 exons. NCBI's taxonomy places the organism in Eukaryota, Viridiplantae, Streptophyta, Magnoliopsida, Fabales, Fabaceae. The record is from RefSeq and is a predicted model, not a curated record. Bases 684 to 1544 code for a protein of 286 amino acids.